Zootoca vivipara (common lizard) is the source of this 1304-nucleotide messenger RNA. Its product is annotated as gap junction delta-2 protein-like. Gene Ontology annotation, cellular component: connexin complex. Gene Ontology annotation, molecular function: gap junction channel activity. Lineage: Eukaryota; Metazoa; Chordata; Lepidosauria; Squamata; Lacertidae. The record is from RefSeq and is a predicted model, not a curated record. Gene Ontology annotation, biological process: cell-cell signaling.
AUGGGAGAGUGGACCAUUUUGGAAAGGCUGCUGGAGGCUGCGGUGCAACAGCAUUCCACCAUGAUAGGCAGGAUCCUGCUGACAGUGGUGGUGAUCUUCCGCAUCCUGAUUGUGGCCAUCGUGGGAGAGACGGUUUACGAGGACGAGCAGACGAUGUUCAUGUGCAACACCCUGCAGCCCGGGUGCAACCAGGCCUGCUACGACAAGGCCUUCCCCAUCUCGCACAUCCGCUACUGGGUGUUCCAGAUCAUCCUGGUCUGCACGCCCAGCCUCUGCUUCAUCACCUACUCCGUGCACCAGUCGGCCAAGCAGAGGGACCGCCGCUACUCCUUCCUCUACCCACUGCUGGAGAAGGACGGCAGGAAGGUGAAGAACGUCAACGGCAUCCUGGUGCAGAACCCAGACGGCUCCUCCAAGGAGGAACCCGACUGUCUGGAGGUGAAGGAGAUCCCCAGCGCCCCCAUGCGGCCCCCCAAGAGCUCCAAGGUCAAGCGACAGGAGGGCAUCUCCCGCUUCUACAUCAUCCAGGUGGUUUUCCGCAAUGCCUUGGAGAUUGGCUUCCUGGCAGGACAGUACUUCUUGUACGGCUUCAACGUGCCGGCCAUUUUCGAGUGCGACCGCUACCCGUGCGUCAAGGAGGUGGAGUGCUACGUGUCGCGGCCCACGGAGAAGACCGUCUUCCUCGUCUUCAUGUUCGCCGUGAGCGGGAUCUGCGUCCUCCUCAACCUGGCCGAGCUCAACCACCUCGGCUGGCGCAAGAUCAAGACCGCCAUCCGAGGGGUGCAGGCCAGGCGGAAAUCCAUCUGCGAGGUGCGAAAGAAGGACCUCUCCUCGCUGGCCCAAGUGCCUACGCUCGGACGGACGCAGUCGAGUGAGUCCGCCUACGUCUGAGCGCUCCCGAUCCUGUUUGGUUGGGGCGGGGAUCGGGGCCUCGGUGGGUCUGACAUCGCCCACGCAGCAAGGAGAACGCAAUCUGCUGAGCUGACCGCAAUACCUCCCAGGUUAACCAUGCAAUAUUCAGUGGGUGCUUUCAAAAACAAAACACCCUCCUCGCUUUCAGAGGACGGGGCCUCAUGUUCACUUUAAGGGCUGAUUAGGGAAACCCAGCCACUCAGGAGCCAUGGGGCAGGAGCAAGGGGGAGGGAAAUGGAGGAAGAGGCUUGCUUCCCCUCCCUCCUAGCGCUGGCUCCCAUCGAAAUAUUUUCUCUUCUCUACACUUAACUAAUGGUGCAAGCAAAACGGUGCGGUUUGUGGAAACUUGUGCCUACGACUCCUUUUUACGGACAGGUGAUGAAAACGCAUGA